Molecule: messenger RNA, 363 nt
Organism: Colletotrichum orchidophilum
Lineage: Eukaryota; Fungi; Ascomycota; Sordariomycetes; Glomerellales; Glomerellaceae
Exons: 2
Coding region: 1-363 (120 amino acids)
Cellular component (GO): EKC/KEOPS complex
Source: RefSeq, a predicted model, not a curated record
AUGGCCGUCCACAAAACCAUUGACGACGAAUUCCCCUGCUCGCUAACAAUCAACGUCCCCUUCCCGACCCCGCGCCUAGCCUCCGUCGCACAUAAGGCCCUCGCUGUCGACCAGGAGCUCUCACCCCUCGUCAGGCGCACCUUUUCCAUCGAUGGCGACGCAUCAUCAUCCUCCUCCUCCUCCUCUCCGGGCACCGUCGACGCCGACGCCGCCUCUGUCCUUCGCGUACACUACAAGGCCACCACGAAUCGCAUGCUCCGCGUCGCCGUCAACGGCCUCAUGGAGAGCCUCAACCUUGUCGUUGAGGUUAUGGAGGAGCUGGACGUCGAUGUCCUGGAACACAACCGAGAUUCAUCGCAAUGA